AUGAGGCGGCGGCUCUGGCACAGCUGGGCUGUGGCGUUGCGCAACGCGACGCGCGGCGCGACGGAGGCCGGCUGCGGCCGCAAGUGCUUCCGCGGAGAGGCAGCGCCCUGCGGCGAGGGGCGUGGGGUCGCCGCGGGGGCGAAUCAUGCUCAGUGGCAGCGUACGUUUGCCUCGCAGCCCGCGGUGGAUCAAGAGAGGCCGGACGCGCCGAAGUCGCCGGCCAGCAGCUGCUUGGUGCGGCUGGCGCGCCGACCAGAGGCCACGCUCCCCGAGGCGCUGCGGGUGUGCACGCCCGAGCAACUGUUGUGGGAGGACUUCGCCAGGCUACUCGACGACAUGGGCUGCCUCCCGGGGACGACGACGAACGACUUGACGAUCAGCCUGUCGAACGCGGCGGUCGUGACGGGGGAGGGUUGGCGCGCAGCGCAGGAGGAGUUGCAACGCGACGCGCAGCGGCCAGCGGGGCAGCGGCGGUACCCGCGGCUGCACGCGCCGGGCGUGCAGGAGCGCAUGUAUUAUUCCAUCAGGCGGGAGUGGGACAGUCUGGACCAGGCGCUGCUGAUCAUGCGCGAGAAGCUCCAGAAGCUGGAAGUGCGGGGCGUGCUGGGCACGACGGCGAUCGGUCGCACGCUCCUGGACGGCCUGUGCCGGCAGCUGGAAGCCGGGAUCGUGGAGAAGCAGCGGCAGGUCGCGGUGCACCCGCACGCUGCGAAGGGGUCGGCGUCGAGGGAGGCCAGCGUGACGGCGGCGGAGCUGGCGUUCCUUCAGCUGGAGCCCGGGGCGACGGCGAAGGUCACGGUCGUCAACAUCAUGCGGAGUUUGUAUUGCGACGGCACAAUCGACGCGCUGUUCAAUGAGGACAGAGGCACGGGCCUGGGCGCCAUGUGGUCGCUCAAGGGCGCAUCCGUCGCGCGCAAGGUCGCGCGGGAAAUCGGGGACGCCGUCCAGGCCCAGGUCCUCUACGACAACGUCAAACUCCGCGGGAAGGCCACGGAGACGACGCUCGCGCGGUCGCGGGAGCUCGCGGAGGACCUCAUGGCUCGCUUGAAGAACCUCGACACCGCCAUGGUGGAACACGCGCGUGCCCGGAACAAGCCGCGGAAGAAGUUCGAACGCUCCGCCCGCGGCUGGAUCGAGUCCGUCGCCACGGCUCUCAGCAGCCCGAACGUGAAGCUCGCGCAGCACGAUCUCAAGGCCGUGGGGACGAUCGUGGAAGCGUUCGGGGGGCGCGAGCCGGGCCAGCGCGCGCUGUCGUGGCGGAUGCAGGCGCUCAUGCGGAACCUGCAGGACGUGCAGCCGUGGUCCGAGACGACGAGGCUGCUGGUCGGGCUGACGCUGCUGGAGCUCGCGCUCAUGUCUCUGUGGCUCAAGGACGAGGAAAAGCCCGGCAGCAACAAGCCCGGCAGGCACCUGCGGGCGCCCCUGGCCCCUGUGGAGCAAGCCCUGGCCAUGCACGACCUCACGCCUAGCAAGUUCUUCGCCCCCGGCGGUGGCGCCGAGGACCUGCGUGCUGCGGGCCUUUUCCCCGCCAUUGAAUACGGAAAGCUCCCCACGUUCAAUGCCCACUUAUCGAGGCGUUUGUACGGCGGCAAUCCGUGUAUCUGGCCCACACAGGCCCUCCUGGACCGCCUUCACGACUACUUCGAGUCGGCCGCGUCCAACCAAGUUGUCCGGCCGCACAUGGUGCUGCCGCCCGUGCCGUGGACGCGGAGCAGCGGCGGAGGCACGCUUCAGCUGCAGACAGGCUUCAUGCUUUCGAGACGUGGCCCGCAGCAGGACAGGAUGCGGGAUGCCGACGUGCAGAUGCAGCGGCUUGAGACCGACUCCGGGCACCUGACAGAGGUUGCGCCCGGGGAGCUCGCGGACCGCGCCGCGGCGCUGCCGUACCAGGCGUACCGCGCAGUAAACGUGCUGUCGUGCACGAAGUGGCGCAUCAACCGGCUCGUGCUCGACGUGGCCGAGGCGCUGUGGAACGCCGGGGGGGGGGUGGCAAAACUCCCCCGCCGCUCCGAUCGGUACCCCGACCUCAACGUUCCCGCGCCCGCCAGGGACCGCUUCUGCAUGUUUCGAUCAGGGCAGCAGCUCGUCGCUACGCGCGGUCGCUGCCAUGAGGAGCUCGUUGCCUUCGAGGCCAGGUCGCAUGACGCUAAGCAGCAGGCGGGGGACUUCAGCGAAUCCUGUCAGAUGCGCGAGAUGCUCCGCUACGCAAACGAAGUCAGGGACCUCGAGUACUUCUACCAGCCACAUUUCGUCGACUUCCGCGGCCGCGUGUAUCCGAUGCACCCCCAUCUCAGCCAUGUUGGGCGCGACAUCUCCCGGGGCCUACUGCGCUUCGCGACGGCGCGGCCCCUCGGCCGCCAGGGCCUCGACUGGCUUUUGAUCCACGCCGCCAACACCUUCGGCCAGGACAAGCUCCCGCUCGCGGGCCGCCUGCAGUGGAGUCAGGACCGACUGGACGACAUGGUACAAGCCGCAAAAGACCCCCUCGCGGCGCCACGGUGGUGGACGCAGGCCGAGAACCCGUUCCAGUUCCUGGCCACAUGCGACGAGAUCCGCGCGGCCUUUGCGUCCGGCGACCCCACCGCGUUCGAGUCGUCGCUGCCCGUGCACCAGGACGGGUCGUGCAACGGCCUGCAACACUUCGCGGCGCUCGGGCGCGACCUCCCCGGCGGCGCGGCGGUGAACUUGGUCCCGGGCGACCGCCCGAGCGACGUCUACUCCGAAGUCGCGGUGCUCACGCGGGCGCAAGUGGAGCGGGACACGCAGCGGUCGCACCGCGACAAACCUCUCGCGGAGGCGGUGUUGCCCGAGGUGGACCGGAAGUUCGUGAAGCAGACGGUGAUGACGACGGUGUAUGGCGUGACGUUCAUCGGCGCGAAGCAGCAGAUCAACGCGCGCCUUCGCGAGCGCGGGUGGAAGGAUGACCACUUCACGACUGCGUGCAGCGUCUACGCCGCGCGGGUGACGCUCCAGGCCGUGGGGCAGAAGUUCAGCCAGGCCAAGUCGCUCAUGCGCUGGAUGGCCUCCUGCGCGGGCAUCGUGGCGAAGAACGGCGCGUUCGUCGCUUGGACAACACCCCUCGGGCUGACAGUGCAGCAGCAUUACGGGCGGCCCAGCGGGAAGGUCAACAUCCACGGUGGAUUCGCGUCAGCGCCCGCGGAAGUGCACAAGGGCUGGUCGAAACACACAUUUUGGAACGAAAGCGACGCCAAGGACAUGCAGGUAGACACGUCAAAGCAGAAAACGGCUUUCCCGCCCAACUACGUGCACUCCCUGGACAGCUCGCACAUGAUGCGCACGGCGGUCGAGUGCAACCGCCUCGGGAUCGAGUUCGCGGCCGUGCACGACUCGUUCUGGACGCACGCCGCUGAUGUGGACUCCAUGUCGCGCGUCCUCCGCGACGAGUUCGUGGCUCUGCACAGCGAGCCGCUGCUGGAGCAGCUGGUGGAGCAGCUGGCUAAGCAGGUGCCGGCAGGCGCGGACGCGCUGCCGCCGAUUCCGCCGCGUGGCGAGCUCGACCUUGACAGCGUGCGCGGGAGCACGUACUUCUUCUGCUGA
Pedinophyceae sp. YPF-701 is the source of this 3558-nucleotide messenger RNA. The record is from the annotation of a GenBank genome assembly. NCBI's taxonomy places the organism in Eukaryota, Viridiplantae, Chlorophyta, Pedinophyceae.